Oreochromis aureus is the source of this 2185-nucleotide messenger RNA. RefSeq names its product polymeric immunoglobulin receptor-like. Bases 71 to 1117 code for a protein of 348 amino acids. The transcript has 5 exons. The record is from RefSeq and is a predicted model, not a curated record. NCBI's taxonomy places the organism in Eukaryota, Metazoa, Chordata, Actinopteri, Cichliformes, Cichlidae. Gene Ontology annotation, cellular component: plasma membrane. Gene Ontology annotation, molecular function: transmembrane signaling receptor activity.
CAGACGGAGUGAAGUGUCAGACGCUGUUCUUCUGAAGUUUAACAACUUUUCUCUCAGGAUCAAAACCAAAAUGAAAAUCCUCCAUUUUCUCUUCUUUGUUUUCUUGUCAGAUGCAGCUGUGCUCGUCAAGGCAAAGCUCAAUAUUUGGUCUGCAGCUGAAGGAGGAAAUGCUACACUUAACUGCUACUUAACUUUGCCUGGAAGCACAAAGUUCUUCUGUAAGGAAAAAUGUGAGCGAGCAGAAGAUAUCCUCAUUAAAACAGAUGGAAUCACAGCUCAGAGUGGGAGAUACAGCAUUAAAUAUAAAGAUGGAUCUUCAGGAAGAGGAAUUGUGUCUUUGACCUUCACACACAUGAUCAAGUCUGACUCAGGAAUGUACAGGUGUGGUUUGGGAAAAUCUUCUGCUCCGGAUUCAUACUCAGACUUUGAGGUCAGAGUUUCAAAUGAUCUGGAUAAAAACUCUGGUUUUACUCGCACAGAAACUGAGGGAGAAACAGUCACAUUGGGAUGUGUUGAUAGUCCAUCUGGACAGAGGAAGUUCUUUUGUAAAAAUCAGUGUAAGAAUGAAGGGGAGAUCCUCAUUGACACAAACACCAACAAAGCUGUGAAUGGCAGAUACAGCAUUGAAUACACAGCAGGAUCUACAUUUGGACUGUAUGCAACCAUCACACAGCUGACCAAGUCAGACACAGGAGGAUACAGGUGUGGUUAUGGAAACCCUCUCUCUCCAGAUUCAUACCACAGUGGCAGUCUUGUUGUCAUUGAUGGUUCAAAUCCACCUACUUCGACACCACAAGCAACAACUAAAACAACACAAACACCACCAACAACAACAGCAGAGAGUCAGAGUUUCACUCCAAAGAUUUCUACGUCUUCAUCAGAUUGCCCUGACUCCUCCUUGGGUCUGGUUGUGUGUGUCUCUCUGAUUGGUGUUUUACUGAUGGCUGUUUUCAUCCUGCUCCUCUACAUUUAUAAGACAAGGAGGAACACUGCACUGAACACCAGAGAAAAUGCAGGCGACAAAAACAUGGAGUUGUCUGGCACAUAUGAGAACUGGGGUCCAACCUCCCAACAUAAAGGCAGUAAGGACCAGGAUCACGUCUACUCUGCUUUGUAAAAAGCAGAAGUCUGAAAAUGCUAAAAUGCUAAUGUUCUGAUGCUUUUUUUUUCUUUUUGGGCAAGUUUAAGAUCUUAUAUAAUUUGCUUUACACAUGCAUGUAUACAUAUAAACAUAUAUAUGAAUUGAGCUUAUUUUUUACAGUUACUUUCUCUAUACGUAUUCUUGACUUCUUUCUUUAUCCAUAAGUCUGACUGAAUGAAACAUUCAUGAACCACAUUUAAUAAUAAUGCAAAGUCUGUAAGUGUACUAAGAUUUGUUAUUGCUGGAGAUCAGGAAGAGUCCAUUAUGUUUUCCAUUUUUAUUGGCAUAUUUAGCAUGGUAGCAAAAAAGCUUCAGUAUAUAACCUUAGCUUUGUAACACUGAGAACAUGCUUAUUACGCUGCAUUAUAAACAAUCGAAAGAGAUCGGUGGAAAUAUGUUUUAUUGGCAGAAACAGAAAACCAGAAGCUUUUUUCUAACAUGCAAUAAAUUGUUCAAAAGUUUACACAAAAGAACACAAGAGGAAUAUCGUCUGGACAUCACAGAUUCUGUACAGCAGCGGUCUGUGGAACUGUAGAUAGUAUUAUAUUGCUAACAGGCCCCUGUGUAACUGCAGCAGCAAAUGAUUAUAACAAAAACAGCAUUACAGGAAAAGGUGCAGAAGUAGCAUUACAUGAGAGAGUGCAAAAGUGGAACACUAACUGCCAUCUAACACAUCUUGAUAAGUAUAGAUCAAAAAGCAGAACUAGGAAGAGAGCUUGACGCACUUAGACACCCCACAAACUCACGCUCAUAGAAAAUGAGGCAAUGGCAGAGAAGAGACAGAGUGGAUGUGCAGAACCAUAAAAGGAGAGAUGAAUUGAUGUGUAAGACCAUAAAAGGAAAAGAUAAGAAUUUCAAAGGACGAGGGAGAUGUUUUGUUUGAAACUGAAUGAAUGGUGCAUGAACGCAGAGUACUGAAUGAGGAACUACAAAGAAGUAUAAAUGUAACAAACUGAGGGAGCGCCCCUCGGAUCAGCAGGAGGCUUUUGCGCUGUGUACAUCCCCCGUGUACAUGGAAGAUUAAAGAAGCUGCUGAACUGAAAA